Molecule: messenger RNA, 2261 nt
Organism: Gadus chalcogrammus (walleye pollock)
Lineage: Eukaryota; Metazoa; Chordata; Actinopteri; Gadiformes; Gadidae
Product: histone-lysine N-methyltransferase PRDM9-like
Exons: 16
Biological process (GO): regulation of DNA-templated transcription
Cellular component (GO): nucleus
Molecular function (GO): protein binding; ubiquitin-protein transferase activity; histone methyltransferase activity
Source: RefSeq, a predicted model, not a curated record
UUCCCCAGCGAGAUAAGGGCUAAUAAAACGCUUGAGGUGGCGUUUUGAGGACAUGGCAUGAAGACGUUUGAUCUGGACUCAAGCUGUAGGCCUACCAGUCAGAUGAUUAACUCAGUGGAGGAGGAGGACAUUGCGGAUAUCAGGGCCUACUUUUCCACAACAAAAUGGAACCGCCUCUGUAUGGCAGAGAAAAAAAGAUUCCUGCAGAUCAAGGAAAACCAUUUGGUUAUGUCGUCUCUUGGCCUGUCCUUUGUGGCUCCAGCCUUCAUGAGGAGAGAGAAGCCCGGCCAGGUGAGAGUCUGCUCACCUGAAGAGACGGACUAUGAGGAGGAGCAGCUCUGGACCUCUGGAUUGACCGGUGCUCGAGUGUGGAAGCCACCAACAGUCAGACAGGGGUCUCUCCAACAGCCCAGUACGUCAGAUGCAGUUUCUGUACAGAGUCUCUCAGGGCGGGGGUGGAGUGACCAGGAGGUCUCUGGAGGGACCACUCCUUCUCAUCCAGAGAUCGACCCCCCCGGAGGAGGAGUAGAGAGGGGCUCUGCAGUCCAGGAGGAGGUCUCCUUGGUUCUCCAUGAACAUGUGAAGGACUCAAGUGUUUAUUCAAGAGAGACGAACCUGAGAAAAGUUCUCAGAGUUAACUACCAAGAACCGGAAGUACCUAAGGAUGACGACUACUUCUUCUGUGAUGAGUGUAGGACUUUCUUCCUCGAAGAGUGCGAGGUCCACGGUCCUAUCGUCUUCAUGGCUGAUCGCCCCGUUGCUGUCGGAGAGAAAGACAGAGCCAAGAAGACGCUGCCCGCUGGGUUUGAGAUCAGAGAUUCUGGGAUCCCUGGGGCCGGUCUAGGGGUGUUUUACUGUGGAGACGGUGGCCUUCCCAUUGGAACACACUUUGGACCCUACGAAGGACACAGGACAGAUGAAGAGGGAGCCCUGGAGAGUGGAUACUCCUGGGAGAUCUACAAGAGCAGACACAAUGAUUACAUUGAUGCAAAGAGAGAGACACUUUCUAACUGGAUGAGGUACGUCAAUUGUGCUCGUAAUGAAGAGGAACAGAACCUAAUAGCGUUUCAGCACAAAGGAGGGAUUCUGUAUCGCUCCUGUGGCCUCGUGACUUCAGGAGCAGAGCUCUUGGUCUGGUAUGGGGACGAAUACGCCAGACAUCUGGGAAUCGGAUUUGAUCGACUGUGGAACAACAAGAGCUCUACUAAAGGAGGGAGAUCCCAGCUGACACCAGCACAGGCUUUCCCCUGUCCCGAGUGUCCGUACUCCUACACGUCUCAGAUCUUCCUCCACAAACACAUGAAGAGGAGCCAUGGCGACCUGUACGGCCGACUGCUGAGGAGUGGAGAAAUCAAGGUGGAGCCUAGUCUCCUCCCAUACGUCGCAGCCUCCUAUCAAGAACCAAUCGGAGCCUCCCCGGGAACCGUCCAAAGCACGAGCCAGAUUCCAGCAGAAGGAGCCGGACAACACAGAUCAUUGCAGAAAGGACAGUACAGGCUGGUGGGGAAGAUGAUUGCCCUCUGCCUGGUGCAGGGGCAGGUCUCUCCGAGAUUCCUAUCACAGCGCCUCUACAGACAGAUUGCAGAUGCCACACAUGUGGAAGGUGCCAGGGAGGCUAUGGAGGAGGCCACAGACGAGCUCUCCCUCAUGGGCUCCUUCUCCUUUGUGCGGAGCCUCCCGCAUAGGGAUGAGCUGCUGGGGGCAGCCCUCAACUUCCUCACAGAGGGCCCUAUUUUGACUGCUCUCAAUCAAUUCAAAGAAGGGUUGGAGACCUUCGGGAUUCUAGCUCUUUUGAGGAUCCACCAUGAGGAGCUCAAGGGGGUCUUCAUGGACACACCUGAGCCGCUGCUGGCCUCCCGGUUGGAGUCCACAUUCAUGACGUCCUACCUGUCUGAGCCGGGCUCCAAUCGGAGGAGGAAGGAGGCCAGGACCCUUAUAUAUUGGAGGGACUGGCUGAUCGAGGUGGAGGAUGGAGAUACGAGUCUCACCCUGGGGGCGGUUCUGGCGUUUGCCACGGGCCUCAAAAGGAUUCCUGCUGUGGGUUUUCCCAUCGGACCCCGGCUUGAAUUCCUCCAUGAGGAAGAUGGACCGGCCCUUUUCCCCACGGCCAAUACCUGUUCCCUGGUCCUCAGGCUACCGGUGUAUCCGGAGUACAAUCGAUUUAAGGAGGCCAUGGAGGAAGGUGCCCAACCCCGUGGAAGGACGCUUGGAGUGCCCCACACACACACAGGGAAGGACGCUUGGAGUGCCCCACACACACA